AUGAAUGAGUGCCCUUCACAGGGGCCACUUGCGCCAGGUUUCCAGCCAGUGCUGUUGCUGCUGCACCAUCUCCAGCCUCCCCUAGAGUGGAGACGCGCGGUUUCAGUCUUGCAGGCAGCCGUGAGCUACUCGGAGGAGGGACACACGAAAGUCUUGGGAAGCUCCGAGGAAAGGUGGCACCCUGGUGGAGCCUCAGUGAGCUCCUUGAGUGCCCCCAAGCUAAAACAAAUUUUAAGGGAUGUACAGAACGCUAUUUAUGAGGGUUACCUGGAGAGGAUGGCUCUAGUGCAGCAGGGUGCGCUACAUCCCCGAGGUUUGGGGGUUUUCAUGGAGGCUCAAGACGAAGGCUACCAGACCGUGGCAACGCCAAUUCACCAGAAGCAGCUGCUGCACCAGCAUCAGCAGGAGACUUUGCCGCCCCCAGGCAAGCCGUCAGCCCGAACUUUCCAGAACGUCGAGAGGCUGUUUUCUGCAGUGCCAGCAGCAGCAACGGUUCCAUUUUUCAGGAGAGCCCUUCCGCUACUAGUAAAAGCGGUCCUUAUGGCUGAGCAGAUCUUCCCUAGGUGUAGGCACAUCUUGCGAGGAAGAACAGCAACAGGAGCUACAGCAGCAGCAUCAACAACAGCAUCAAAUGCAAAGACAGAAAGUGGUAGGUUGCAAGCGUGCACUUGUGGGUCCUGCCGGCUCCGGCUGCAGCUCUACAAACACUGCAGCAGCGGGGUCUGCUCCGUUAGUACCGGCAGCAAGGGCAGCGUUACAAGUGGGUUGCAUGUGACCAGCUGCCCAGCAGAGAUUAGCGCUGCCGAAGGUUGGGUGCUGUUCGGUCUGGGCCUUUUUGGUUUACUGCCGCCCCCAGAAUGGCAAAAGGCUGCCACGGGGCUGUCAAACCUAGGAGAUAUAUCUUUUGUCGAUUUCUUUGAUUUCGCAGCACCAAGCCAGGCCGCCAAACUCCACUGCUUUAUCAGAGACACCCGAAGCCAGCAAGAAGUCCGUCAGCUUUCUCUGCUGCUAGAAGAAGAGACGUGCAGCCUACUUCCCACGCAGGCUACUGCGGCUUCUAGUGCGGACGAGAGUCCCAGUGCUUCUACUGGCACUGCACAUGCUCCAGCUGCUGGUGAAGCUGCUGCCACACCAAUAUGCAACUAUUCACUGAUGCCGAAACCGCCUGACGUGGGUAUGAACACCAGCGAGAGCGGCGGCGUCAAGGGCGCAGCGGCGACAUGCAGUGGCCUGUUUUUGGGUCGCUCCUGCUACGUCCCCCGUGGGCCUGCUACUGGCCAGUGGCCCGUGAGUCACCCUUGCUGCUUCGUGUUACGGUGUAUCCGAAUAUCCCGGGCCCAGGCGGAGCCCUGUAGUAUCAGCUCAGAGGCUUUGGCGUUGCAAGAGGGACGACUGCUGCAACCGCAGCUGUUUCUUCACGCAGAAGACGGGGGGGGCAUCCCGACUAGUGAAUCGCUCGACAUCAGAGCGGAUUUUGCAAACAAAGUGGUUGGCGGGGGAAUUUUGUACCAAGGGUGUCUGCAGGAGGAAGUUCUCUUUGCUGUGUAUCCCGAGCUACUACUGUUGCGCCCUCUGUCGCAGCAUCUCUUUCCAGGGGAGGCAGCACACGUUUGCGGCUGCCUCCGCUUCUCUAGGUACCAGGGGUAUGCGAACACCUUCAGGUGUAUGCUUAAUGCAAAUCCAGACGGGAACAACACAGCCAAAGGCAGCAGAACUUCUUCACAAUCAGCUCAGCAGGGGCAGCUGCAGCAGCAGGCAGAUAUUGGCUCUGACAGCCAUCAUCAAAGCCAACACCAGCAGCCGCAGGAGCAGUGGCGAGAAGAGCUGAAGAAGCCUGGUCUGAAAAGUCGCCUGCUUCUAUCUCUAAAUUCCGAUGAUGAAGCAGAAAGCACUACCAAAGACUACGCAAAAAUGACGGAGAGCAGCAGCAACAGCUGCUGGAGAGGCUGGAAAGGGGUAGAGGGGGUAGAGGCCGUCGACAGCACCCCUAUCCGCUUGCAGUGGCUACCUGUGCCACAUUUUACUAGCGACCCGCACCAGCAGAAGAAUACGACACAGCAUAGGACAAGGGCUGACACGGUAACUGAAGCAGCAGCACAAGAGCCAGGUCCCCUGAGUCCGCUGCUUCGCUUGGAGAUAGCCUCCAUCGUGGCUGCAUAUGAUGCAAGACGCUUUGGAUCCUCUGGGGCUGCUCGAAGUGCAGCAGCAGCAGCCGCAGCCGCAGCGGAGGUUUUGGGGCUUGAGUUACCGUCUCACAGUCGGCACGCAACAGCACGGGAAGUACUGCACUCUUCGUUUCAGUUUUCCGUACCUCUCAUGAUGCGCGAAGUACAGAAAGUAUCCGCUGCUCUUCAUCUGCCAUACGAACCAGACCUGCCGCACGCAGCAGCGGCGACCAUCACUGCAGCAGAUACAGCUUACGGUGCAACAACAGCUGCGGCACAAGCUCCAGCAACGGAUAAGAAAUCGGGUCUAAGACCACUUACAACAGGCAACUGGGGCUGUGGCUUUUUUGGUGGGGAUGCUCAGCUGAAGUUCUUGCUGCAGUGGCUAGCCUGCAGCUUAUGUGGUCGUCGCAUGCGUUACUUUGUUUGGGGCUUGGCUGAACUGAUGCAGGAUGGUUUGUUGCAACAGGUUGUUGCUGCUCUUACUGAGAGGUCCAGCUGGAGCUGCGGAGGACUCUGGAGGGUUUUAAUUGAGGGGUCGCUCGGGUCGUCUCCUAUUCGGCAAAUGGGCACCUUCAAGUAUGUCUUGUGGCGAUCCGCGCAAGCCUCGGACUCGUUGCCCACUCAACUCCGUUCAGCCCAGAACCCCAACACCAGGAGCAGCAACAGCAGCAUCAAUACCAGCAGCAGUAGCAUCGCCGGCACGAGCAGUAACAGCACAAGCAGUUGCAGCAGCGGCAGCGUAAGCAAGAAACGCGAGGGCACUGUGGAAGCGGAGCCGGCUACUUCUAGCUCGGCGAAAAAGACGAAGGUAGAAGAAGCGAAUGACUGA
This is a messenger RNA of Eimeria necatrix, 2997 nucleotides long. Its product is annotated as poly(ADP-ribose) glycohydrolase, putative. Bases 1 to 2997 code for a protein of 998 amino acids. Gene Ontology annotation, molecular function: poly(ADP-ribose) glycohydrolase activity. The record is from RefSeq and is a predicted model, not a curated record. The transcript is spliced from 6 exons. NCBI's taxonomy places the organism in Eukaryota, Apicomplexa, Conoidasida, Eucoccidiorida, Eimeriidae. Gene Ontology annotation, cellular component: cytoplasm; nucleus. Gene Ontology annotation, biological process: regulation of DNA repair; carbohydrate metabolic process; nucleotide-sugar metabolic process.